Messenger RNA from Capsaspora owczarzaki ATCC 30864, 964 nucleotides. RefSeq lists its product as hypothetical. Gene Ontology annotation, molecular function: calmodulin-lysine N-methyltransferase activity. The coding region runs from base 38 to 964 and encodes 308 amino acids. NCBI's taxonomy places the organism in Eukaryota, Filasterea, Ministeriida, Capsasporidae. The transcript has 7 exons. Gene Ontology annotation, cellular component: cytoplasm. The record is from RefSeq and is a predicted model, not a curated record.
AUACAGUUACAGUUGCAGCUGUGAAUUGAAAGGGGAAAUGAGCUCGGCAAAGAAGCGAUGGCAGAUACUGGCAGCCGCACUCCGUCCGUCCUCGUCCUCGUCCUCGUCGUCGUCAUCAUCGCCAUCGCCAUCCGCGACCAACGAUCUGCUCGCUGAGGGUGCCGGCGAGGGUGCCGACGGAGUGAGUGUGCGGCGAUUCGCGUCGUACAACCUGUUUGAAGUAACGCCAGCCUCGACAGCAGCCGGCUCGUCAGGCUCAACCGCUAAUACCAGUCGUGCAAGUGUGCAAUACAAAAUCAAGGCAGCAAGUGGCGAUUCCGAUGCAUUGAUAAUCAGCCAUCCUUCGUCGUUCAAGAAGGCUGUUACCCCAGAAGCAUUGAUUGGAUUUAAUAACACGGGAAAUGUUUGCGUAUGGCCAUCAGAAGAAGUCCUUGCAGGAAAGCGAGUCAUCGAGCUCGGCUCGGGAUACUCGGCACUUGCGGCCUUGGUUGUUGCGGCAACCGGACUGCCAAGCGAGGUUGUUAUGAAUAUCGAGGCAAACGCCAAGGCGCUCAAUUGCCCUGUGAAAGCGACCAUGUUACGCUGGGACAGGGAUGCCGUGAAAGCGUCAGGGCUUCAAGGUCCAUUUGACGUUGUGAUUUGCGCCGACUGUCUCUUCUUUGAGGAGUUCCACGAGGGCCUCUGCCAAACGCUGCAAGACCUCGUCGGACAAGACGGCACAAUUCUAUCGUUCGCACCAACUCGUGGUCACACUCUAGACGCGUUCUGUCGCGUUGCGAGUGCGAGCUUUGAGAUUGAACGCAGUGAUGACUACGAACCGCGGGUGGUGGCUGUGCGCGAUGCGCAAGAGGCAAAGCAACAAUCCGCACUCACCGAUGCGGCGGGUAGUCCGCAGCCGUUUGAUCGGAAUCUGCAUUACCCCGUCUUUUUAACACUUCGUCGACUCAAGCACAAAGACUCGUGA